AUGCUCCCCGAGAACUUGAAGGCACCUAGCCGUGCGGCAUCGUUCACAGAUCUUGCUGCUCUCCGGAAAUCGAAGAAGGGAAAAACCAGGGAGGCAAUCGAGGUUUUGUCUGAAACCGAGAAAUUUGUUCAUGCUUACAAUCCCUGGUUCUUGGAUGUGGCUUCACCAACUUCGGAAGAUAUGCGUGCCAUAGGCAAGCUUCUACAUCUUCAUCCUUUGACGCUUGAGGACAUUCUACAGCAAGACCCUCGCGAGAAGUUGGAGCGUUUUCCGAAACUUGGGUAUUACUUCAUAUCAUUUCGAGCGAUUGAGAGUCGUACUAUGGGAACAAAGAUUGAGCGUCAGAUUGAUUUUGGCACCGACACCGGAGGAGAUGAGGGGCCGUUUCUGGAGUCGAAUGUCUAUCUGGUCGUUUUCAACGAAGGCGUGUGCUCAUUUCAUUUCACGGACGCCUCUGAACAUAUUGACCGAGUGCGGAACCGUAUAAUAUCUCUCGAGAAGACCAUAAAUAUGUCUUCAGCUUGGAUCGCACACAGCUUACUUGAUUCAAUUGUAGACUCCUUCUUUCCUUUCUCGGACGAGAUAGAAAAGGAAGUCAUGGCCAUGGAACAGCUGGUCUACCCUUCAGGUACUACUACAACGGCCUCGGAUGUUCCAGCAAGAUCAGAAUUUGUCCUUCCAGAAAAGGUCGUCCCGGCAAAGGAGCCUCUGCCUGCUCUCAACGAAAAGAAUCUGCUGAGACUCGAAGGUACCUUUUCUGGUACCCGUACGCAUUUCGCCCUUCCUCGACCUCCUCUCCCAUUGCUUUACCGACGUUUUCUGCGAUACAUACGUUCCCUUUGGCAACCUUCUCUCUCCAACGAAAAGUCUAUACCAAGCUCUACGAUGAUCACCCUCCGGCGUAUGGCUAGGAUACGCAGACUAGUCACGUCGUUGACUCGCCUUCUCGCGGCCAAGUCAGAAGUUGUCGCACAAAUCAGGAAGCGGCUGCUUACUGGAUCGGGGAAUGGAACCUCAGUCAACAAUGAUGAAGCUGAGGUCGCUAUGUACAUGGGUGAUGUUCAAGAUCACAUUCUCAGUCUCCAACAUUCACUUGCCCAUUAUGAACGUAUGUUGAGCCAGUCACACCCAACAUAUCUGCAACAGCUACGAACCCAUGUUUCAUUGACCAAGUCUGGAGCUGACAAGGCCUUGGUAUAUCUCACAACGGUCAGUAUGGCAGUCUUGUGUCUUCAGACAGUCAUUGGCAUGUUUUCACAAAAUGUAAAUGUACCUGCUAGCCCUGAUUCCUUUCAUGUCUUUGGUAUCGUCAUUUCGGUAGAGUGCGUCGUACUUACGGUGUACCUAGCAGUAGUUCGACGGUGGUGGCUCAAUGCGAAGAAACUAAAAGGCAAAGCUUUAGGUUAA
Messenger RNA from Lentinula edodes (shiitake mushroom), 1407 nucleotides. RefSeq lists its product as uncharacterized. NCBI's taxonomy places the organism in Eukaryota, Fungi, Basidiomycota, Agaricomycetes, Agaricales, Omphalotaceae. Gene Ontology annotation, cellular component: plasma membrane. Gene Ontology annotation, biological process: magnesium ion transmembrane transport; intracellular magnesium ion homeostasis. The coding region runs from base 1 to 1407 and encodes 468 amino acids. Gene Ontology annotation, molecular function: magnesium ion transmembrane transporter activity. The transcript is spliced from 7 exons. The record is from RefSeq and is a predicted model, not a curated record.